UUAAAUCUGCCGGUCAACUAGAGGUACUUCCUAGCUGGCUACCAUCCUCCGUAGGCGGAAAAUCCUGUAUUCAAGGCAGGUCUGAUCACAAUUUUCAUUUUCGGCUGAACCCGGAAGUAAGUUGCAGGCGUGCUGUUGAGGUCAUAGUGCACACGGGUCAGCUUUAGUCAGCUCCACGUGAUAGUCAUACGGUGUGCGGCUCUCACACAAAUAAGAUACCUGGUCGGUCAAAGUUCGCGGUGCACGACAGGGUCUAAAGAUCAGUGCUUGGUACAUGUAUGCGAUGAACGUUGGCGUGAACUAUCGAGUGUUUUCGACGGAGUAGGGGGCAAUAAGGUACGUGCCGGACAACCGUUAAAAAGGAACAAUUUACGACAAGGUCAUUGACCUGCCGACCUCAAGAUGGCGACCGGACAGGAGUUCACCUUGACGGAGGAGGACGUAGACAACAUCGAGGACGAUGAUUUGGAAAACGUCAUAGAGCUACUGGAGACGUACGAGAUUAACUAUGACGGGCUGGACACCGUUCCUGAGCUCAAGGAGCUGCUCAAGCAGAAGUGCCGAGAGGAGGAAGCGGCGAAGUCAGGACUACAGGAACAGGAAACGGCCACGUCUGUUAUGAAGAUGUUGAUAGAAGAUGACAAAAGAAAGCGAGAGGAGCUGAUUCAGACUUGCGAAGACCUAUCAAGCUUUCUGGCGAACCUGGACGAACAGACGAAAGAAGAAGCAGAAGCUAACAUCCCUGGGUACGAGACCCAGCUGAGGCAGCAGAUUGAAAACCUGUCGAAAGGCGACUGUCCCAUCCUCGUCGCUGGUGAGACGUCUGCGGGUAAGAGCAGUCUGUUAAACCUACUGCUGGGGGAGGAGGUGCUGCCGUACUCUCACCUGUCCUCAACUUCCGUUAUCUGCGAGCUCAAGAACGGACAGGACAAACGGGUGGUGGUGCACAGGUGGCAGCCUGGCGAUGACGGGAGGUACGUGGUGGAGUUUAAGCUGACUCCUGACGUGCCGUACCACGACCAGCUGGCGCAGUACGUGCAUCAGAAGGGGGACAGGGACCUGCCGUCUGAGGUCAAGAUGAUAGAGAUUUUCUGGCCCAUACCCAUCCUGCAGGGUGAUAUCUUCAUCGUAGACAGCCCAGGCGUCGGGGAGAACGAGAGGAUGACGCAACAGGUCAUGGAGUACAUCCCACAGGCCUUUGCGUUUAUCUACGUCAUCAACAGCGCCAACGCAGGAGGAGUGCAGGAGGAUAGGCUCCAAAAACUCUUGAGGACCCUCAUCGAAAAGAAGUCUACAAAAGAGCUGCAGGCGUUUCACCCGAAGUCGUCCAUCUUCAUCUUCAACAAGUGGGACCAAGUCCCGAAGAAGGAGGAGGAGGAAGUGAAGGAGAAGAUGGUGGAGAAGCUGAGGAACUGUUGGAAAGGACUGGACCCCGAGUCGCAGGUGUUCUACUUAUCUACCAUCCAGGCGGCCAGAAUGCUGAAGGCAGGGGCGGGACCCACCGAGGAUUUCCGGCGACUGUUGGACGGGUUUCACCGAUUGGUACCGGAGGGGCUCAAGUCACGACUGCUGGCGCACUACAGGUAAGAAGUUACGUCAACA
Branchiostoma floridae (Florida lancelet) is the source of this 1602-nucleotide messenger RNA. RefSeq names its product bacterial dynamin-like protein. Lineage: Eukaryota; Metazoa; Chordata; Leptocardii; Amphioxiformes; Branchiostomatidae. The transcript has 9 exons. The record is from RefSeq and is a predicted model, not a curated record. Bases 403 to 1587 code for a protein of 394 amino acids.